Molecule: messenger RNA, 2202 nt
Organism: Sphenostylis stenocarpa
Lineage: Eukaryota; Viridiplantae; Streptophyta; Magnoliopsida; Fabales; Fabaceae
Source: the annotation of a GenBank genome assembly
AUGGAAGAUAAUUAUGAAAGGGGAGUAAAUGUAAUGAAUAGGUUUGGUUACACUCCACCCUUGACGGAAACCACAACUCGAAGGAGUUCUUUGAGUCUACAAAGACGCCAAAGUAUUGAUCCAGCUUUUCCUGUUGAUAGGGUGGUUCAUAGUCCCUCAAAUCAGCGGCUUCAUGGAAAUGUUUGUGAAAUGCAAAGUUCUGAUCAAUCAUCCUUGAGACAAAGCUUUGGAUUCGAUGGCGCUGGGUCCAGAACCUAUUCAAUGUCGCACUAUCUAUUUGGAGGGCAGAAAAGAGAGGUGGAGAUAGUGAAAGAUGAAGCGGAGAAAAAGAAACAAUGGAAUUCUAGCAGGCAAGCUUCUUCGACAAUGAGUAGUUUGUCCGAUUAUAAGAAGCUAGACAAGGUGGAUAAGACUCAGUCAAGAACUGUAAGUUAUGCUGUUUCACCAAAAGCCAAGAUAGCAUCACAGUCACAGUUGUCCCCAGAAUCUCCAUCAAAGUCAAGAGCAUUAGGAAAAAAUCCUCCUGCAAAACCUCCUGUUGAUAGGAAGAAUGACAACCCGUUGAGAAAACAAAACACAGGUGCUCCCCGUGCGAGAAAACCUGGUCAUGGAAGAUCACUGUCACAAAGUAAUAUUGAUAUAUUCUCUGGAUCAGCAUUGGAUACGCCUGAACUGGGACAAGCUUUACUAAACCAAGCAAGGGACAUGAUUUCAUCAGGAGAUAAUCCGAAGAGAGCUCUUGAAUUAGCCCUUCAAGCGAAGAAAUUGUUUGAGAGAAAUGCUGCUUAUGGGAGACCAAGUUUGGAUUUGGCCAUGUGUUUACAUGUUACUGCAGUAAUAUAUUGCAGUUUGGGCAAUUUCAAUGAAGCAGUUCCAUUAGUUGAGCGCUCAAUUCAGAUUCCUGAUAUUAAGGAAGGCCAACAACACGCCAUUGCUAAAUUUGCUGGUCACAUGCAUCUAGGAGACAUUUAUGCUAUGUUGGGCCAGCUUGAGAAGUCAAUUAAGUGCUAUUCUGCAGGGUUAGAAGUACAAAGGAGGGUUUUGGGAGAAACAGACCCAAGAGUUGGCGAAACCUGUAGGUAUGUGGCUGAGGCUAACUUUCAAGCAUUGCAAUUUGCGGAGGCAGAGAGGAUGUGCCAAAUUGCCCUUGAUAUCCACAGAGCAAAUGGUUCACCCUCAUCUCUUGAAGAGGCAGCUGAUAGGAGGCUAAUGGGCCUUAUAUGUGAAGCAGAUGGCAAACAUGAAGCAGCCCUAGAGCAUCUUGUUCUGGCCAGCAUGGCAAUGGUAGCAAACGGCCAAGAAGUAGAAGUGGCAUCUGUGGACUGCAACAUUGGAGACACAUACUUAUCCUUGGCUAGAUAUGAUGAGGCCAUCUUUGCAUAUCAGAGAGCAUUGAAAGUUUUCAAGACCCACAAAGGUGAGAACCAUCCUGCUGUGGGAUCAGUUUUUGUACGUCUGGCAGACUUGUAUUGCAGAACAUGGAAGAUAAAGGAAUCAAAGCAAUAUUGUGAGAAUGCACUUAAAAUAUAUGAAAAUCCGAUGCCUGGAGUCCCUCCAGAGGACACUGCUAGUGGUUUAAUGAAUGUCUCAGCCAUCUAUGAGUCAAUGAAUGAGCUAGAAGUGGCACUUAAGUUACUUCACAAGGCACUAACCAUACUUAAUGAUGUCUCUGGUCAGAAAAACACAAUAGCAGGAAUUGAAGCUCAGAUGGGGGUCAUGUACUAUGUGUUGAAGAACUACACUGAAUCUUACAAUUCUUUCAAGAGUGCCGUGUCGAAGCUUCGUGCUACUGGAGAAAAGAAAUCAUCCUUCUUUGGUACUGUUCUUAAUCAAAUGGGACUUGCUUGUGUGCAACUCCAUUACUUAGAUGAGGCUGCACAAUUAUUUGAAGAAGCAAAGGUCAUUUUGGAACAAGAGAAUGGACCCUAUCACACUGAAACACUUGGAGUAUAUGGCAAUCUUGCUGGCACGUAUGAUGCAAUUGGCAGGCUGGAUGAGGCGAUUGAAAUUCUGGAAAACAUUCUGGUGAUGAGGGAGGAAAAGCUUGGGACAGCAAAUCCUGAUGUGGCUGAUGAGAAGAGGAGGUUGGAUGAGUUGUUGAAGGAAAAGGGCAGAGUUCGGGACAGAAAAACCAAGUCACUGGAGAACCUUUUUGAUUCCUAUAUUGAUCUAACUAUGAACAACCUUGUCAUCGAGGCAUGA